Messenger RNA from Helicoverpa armigera (cotton bollworm), 6100 nucleotides. RefSeq lists its product as uncharacterized. The record is from RefSeq and is a predicted model, not a curated record. Gene Ontology annotation, molecular function: ubiquitin binding; endonuclease activity. NCBI's taxonomy places the organism in Eukaryota, Metazoa, Arthropoda, Insecta, Lepidoptera, Noctuidae. The transcript has 9 exons. Gene Ontology annotation, cellular component: nucleus. The coding region runs from base 396 to 3947 and encodes 1183 amino acids.
GUUUCGAUAGGGGAGGCUUUGUAGUUUGUUGACGUCUUGUAGGUUUUUUACCUUGCGCGUUCCUUUGUUCCUUUUCUAUAGCACUAUCAGCUUGCAUGCUAUUGGUUGUAUUUCGUUCAUUCUUUUUCUUUGUGGUUCAUUAACUGUCAAGUUCCGCUGAGUUCCGCACGCACGUCAUUGGCUCGCUCCAGUCUCACGUUGGCUCAAGUGAUUCGAUUUCAUUGAAUUAUUCGUUCAGUUCGAAGUUCCCCGUUCCGACUCUGUGUAAUGAUGUAUUUCGUUUUUAUUUUAAUAUAAUAACACAAAAUAGUGAAAGAGAAGAUAGUUUCAACAGAAGUGUUAAAGAGAGGAUUGGUUUUAAGUUACAAUAUCUUUGUGGUUUUAUCGGUGCAACCAUGGAGCCCUGCGGAGAUGAAGAAAAUAACUUUUCUGAUGUUAUCGACAAUCUAAUGAACAUGUUCGGCAAUGUGAUGAGUAAAGAUGUAAUUUCAGCUGUUGUUGAGAGCUGCGACGGUGAUUUGAACCUAUCUGUGGAUGCGAUCAUGAAUAUGACAAAUGAUGGCAAUAUAAUUUGUGAAGAAGAACAGCCAUCAACUACCGAAAUGCUACCAGCGCACACAGUAUCUCUACUGAAUCCAAUAGUAACACAACCACAACCCGCAAAUCCCAUUCAACCUUCAGUUUCAUAUGCGGCUUCAGCUUCACAACCUGCACAGGCCACUGGUGCUAUACCAAAAAUCGUUCAAAAACCAGUCCAACACAAUGAUAACCUCUGGACAAAUCAGGUCAAGGAAAUUCUAGUUCAUCACAAUCAAGGCAACAGAAUACUGAUUCUGAUGAGAGGUGUGCCUGGUAGUGGAAAGUCACAUUUGGCCCGACAAAUCAUAAAUAUGAUGUUUGGACCAAGUCCAAACCACUAUAAAACAUACAUUUUGUCUACUGAUGACUAUUUUAUGGUCAGAGGACAAUACCAGUAUGAUAAAUACAGACUCUCCGAGGCACACUCAUGGAAUCACAACAGAGCUAGAAAUGCAUUGAGAAGUGGAUUAAGCCCAGUCAUCAUUGACAAUACCAAUGUUGAAUUAUGGGAGAUGGAGCCUUACUUAAGAGAAGGUGUGUCGAACGGGUACAUAAUUGAAGUUGUAGAGCCCAACACGCCGUGGGCUAAGAAAGCCCAUCAGCUUGUUAAAAGAAAUAUGCACAAUGUGCCUUUGGUGAACAUUAAACGCAUGCUAGAAAACUACCGCGAUGGUGUAACUGGAGAUAUUUUAAGAAAGUCGUAUGGACUGUCGUAUCCUGCCGGCAUGAAUCCUCCCGUAAAAAGAUUGAUACCUCCUAUUCCGAAAGAAGAGUCACCUCCACCUAAACCAAAUGCUCGUAUGCAAGAUCGUCCUUCUGCACGAGCCACUGCCACUAACACAGUGGCGAAUACUGAUUCAUUUCGCUCCUCCCCGUCAACAGUAAACGUUCAGACACAGCAACCGAGAACCAACAAUAGUCCAGAAAAGCAUGAUGACAAUACUCCAUGUUUAAAGCCACUUGUGGAUGUCAAGGAACCAAAAAGUGAUGAUGUUGAAAUUGAACAUGAAGAUGAUUUAUUAAAUGAGGAACAGAAAAAAAUAAAAUUAUACAUGGAAGCACAGAAAAAACUGGAAGAAAUAGAAAAAGUGGAAAAAGAAUGGGAGAAUGGUGAUAAUUGGGAUACUGACGAUCAAGGUGCGGCUUCUGCGGCUCCACUGAAAAGGUUUGCAAAUGCAGCUGUUACUUCUGAACCAAAAUUGAGCACUACUAUUACCACUUCGGUAACCCAGGCUAAGCCACAAAGAAAGCUUAACUCGUCACCCCCGGCAACACCAUCAUUUGACUCAGCGGAAUCUUUGAUGCAGAACGUAACUGAUUGUCAAGACUGGAGUAAAAUAUCAAUGUUUAUGCCUCCAUGGGCUGAUGCAUCUGAACAGUCUAGUUCAAAUGAAAACCAAACAGUUCCAGUUGAAACAAUGUCUAGCAGCACAUGUAUGGAAAUUGGAGACACAAAUGUUAACAGCUCAUUCAAAGUUAUUUCUGCUACGCCUCGUAAUAUUAAUCAAUUUCAUAUUUCAUUCGAUCGUGAAAAGAUCCCACAGAAAAGGAUGCUCGAUAAAAGCAGCAUGACUAAUGAAGGUUUCAUCACAAAUGCUUACAGGUGUCCUCAUGAAGAAAAACAUUUCAUAGCUUUUAGAAAGCUAUUCAAGAACAUUGCACGUUCGGAUCUACGGGAUAUUUUCGAUAAAUGUUGCGGUGACGUUAAUUGGAGUGUAGAAAUUGUGCUUGAUGGAAUGAACAAUAACCAGUUUAAAACUGUUGAAGAAGAAGAGCAAUCUGAUCCAGAAGAAGAAAGUUUUGAGCAAUGUUCGUGUUUGGCUAAUUACAGUAUUAUACCUGAUUUGUCUACACCAGACGAACUUAAAACUGAACCAAUAGAAGAUAAAGUUCCUGUUACAGCGAACGUGUCUCAAUCACAGAAAAAGAAACGUGAAGUCGCAAUGUCGGACGAAACUAUUCAAAUAAAACGACAGAUUGAACAGAAUGUAGUGAUUGCUGACAAUCAUUAUUCGAAACAUUGCCUCAAGAUACGCAGAUUCCGUCGCGGAGAGCCAGAUGUUGACGACGCUGAAGCUGGACCUUCGGGCCUGUCAGCUGGCGCUUCAGAGUUUACAUUAAAAAAUGAUCUUAGCUUAGACAUAAGUGAUGACGAGGAUGGCUCUAGUGUUAGCGAUAAUGACGAAGACGUUAUAGUUAAUGUUGAUUUGGGGAGCGCUUUGAUAGCUGAGUUAGAUGAGAGGUUUGGGAGGAAAGACAUGCAAUACCCAGACUAUAUUGUGCCUAGGGUUAGCAUCCCGCUAUCAUUAUUGAAUGAAAUCAAUGCGUUAUGGAUGGAAUCAUUGACGUUUCAGCUCGACGAGCACGCCAAUCGUGCCGCGGCUAUGAUGCAGCAAGACGAAGAGUUCGCGAGACAAAUCGCUAUGAAGGAGGCCGAAUUGUCUCUGGCAGGCAAAGAGCCGGAGGUUCCAGACUUCAAAGAGAUUAUGGACAUGGAUAUGGCACUUGCUAUUUACCAGAAAGACGUAGCAGAAUGGCGUAAUAACAUGCCAACAGACUUGGCCGCCAAGAUGACAAGGGACAAGCUUUACAAUUUGUUCCCUGAUGUUGAUAAGGACACUCUUACGGAGUUGCUGAUGGCUCAUGAUAAUAAUUUCAACGCUACUGUUGAGUCCCUGCUUAUGUCCACCGGUCGCAAUGAUGUACUGGAACAAGAGAAUGGAGUCAACAAAUUCGUUGUAAACGAAGAAAUGAAAGUCAAGGACAAGAUACUUCAAGAGCAAAAGAAGGACGAAAUUGAUUUCUUGCAGGAACUAUCGGAGGCAGAAUGGCCAUUACUGCAGAAGGACCAGAAAGUGGAUAUGGCAACCAUAGACGCUUAUCGCGAAGAGGCCGACAACCAUCUGGCGCGACGGAAUCUAAACUACCAGAAAGCACAAGAUUGCAUUCGUCGCGGUAUGACUCAAGUUGCCAAUUACUAUUCGGAGCUAGCUAACUUUCAUAAGCAGAAAUAUGAAUAUGCCAAUGGUUUGGCUGUUGCUGCUCUCAUGCAAUACCAUGCAACGAAUAAUCCUGACUCCACUACGAUUGACCUACAUUUCUUGCGCGUGAAAGAAGCUAAGGAGUCGUUGGAUGUUUUCAUCGACACUCAUAUAUCGAAGCUCCGAGAAGAAGGCAAUCGUCGCAAUCAGGUGCUUUUCUUCAUCACCGGCCGAGGAAGUCACAGCCAGGGGCGAGCUCGUAUCAAACCAGCUACAAUACGCCGCUUGAAGGAACGCGGACUUGGGUAUUCGCUAAAGAAUCCCGGCUUACUCGCUGCUAAAGUGAGCUCUGACACGAAGCUAACUUACCAGGUAUCAGUUCCCUAGGGAACGGGGAACCAAGACAGUGACACGUUUUUCUUUAGAAGACCGUGUCGUGUCUUGUUAGUCUUCAAUGGCGCUUUCAUGUUAAUCCGAGGGAAGGAAUGCCCUGUAUUUUACCCCGUUUUAGUCACAUACGGAUCAGCCGUCUUCUACUUUCGUGGCUACACCAACUCUUGGGUCACCGUAGAACAUAUCUUUUGGCCGGAACCCGAUGAUUUCGAAGUCCUAAGGAAUAUGGGUGAUGCCACAUUUAUAUAUGAUUGCCCAAGUUUUUUUGCAAAUUUAGAUACAACUGGCAUAUAUCGUUAUGAACAAGUUAUUUACUAUCCUGUCUUGCCCGGGUUCCCUGUAAUGUCUCCGCUGCCAAUAGCGUGGGCUUAUUAAUUCUUUGUGUGACUCCUUAGGAAUUUUUUGGCGGUCAAUACGCGCCAUUUUUUUGAAUCAGUAGUGUUAGUUACUUGUAGAAGGUUUUUGAUUACUGUCUAUAUGAUACAAAUGAUACUUGAUGUCUUAGUAGUUGCGAACUAUCACCAAACUACAUGGAUAAAAACAGUUUAGGCUUUAGACUUUAUGGCAAUUAUUUCUCAACUCGAUAGGCAAGCGAGUCCGCAAAAUUUACCAUUAUAUCAUAACGUACCUUAGUCUAAGUUGUAAAUGUUUGCUCAAAAAUAAGUUUUAGUUUUUAUUAUCACAUAAGUAUUACCAAAAAUAUUAUAACCAAUACGUAACCUGUUAAUUUUUCUACCGGAAUUGUAUACGGACCAAUUUUGAUUACUUCUCCAAUUUGAGGAAUUAGAUUUUGCACGAUGUAGGUACCUGUAUAUUAGUAAAACUGAACAAUAUGACACCCUGUUAUUCCGCUUUUUAGUAUCAGUAAAGCACGUUUAAAACGCAAAUACCUAUUUGAAUGUGUUAAUUUGCACUUUGCUUAUAAGAAAACUACUAUAUCAUAUCAGCUUUUCGUCCUCAUAGUUAUGAUAUAUUCAGUACCUAUAAUUUGCUAAGCGAUAGUAAAAGCUUUAGCGAUUUUGCAUAGCGAAAAUCCCGCGGGAUUUAUCUACUAUAAGUUUAUUGUCUGUGAUCGUUACAGGGUGUAACUUUAAAAAAGUUUGUAUUACCCCUGAAGUUAGAAAAACGAUGUCUGGUUUCUUUUAGUAAACCUCUUUAUCGUUUGUCUUUGUAUGAGCCGUCCGAUCAUAUUUAAUUCUAUAUUCCCUCCCUAAAUCAACAAGUAAAUACAAAUCCUCUGGGUACCUAUUUAUGGAAAAUUCUAUCUAAUCUACAUCUAAAGAGCUACAUUAUUUCUCUAUAUAAAUAUACGGAAAACAAUUCUUCAGAUUAUUUACGUUUAUUUAUGACCUACAUUAUUAUAAUCCUAGAAGAUAUUAGUUGUGUAUUCAUUAAAGAUGUGUAUUUUUCUCAAAUAUUUCUGAUCUUGUGGACCACUUUCCAAUCUCCAUUCAUAUCGUACCUCAUUAAUUAUAUUCACGUACAAAACUUUUUUUUAGCUCAGAGUACAUAUUCUUAAGAUAGUGUUAUGCACCUAAAGCGGUCUACAGACGAGUUGUAUUUCUUUUGUUGUGCUCUACUGGUAAAAUUUUGACUUUCGUCUGUAGAACGCUUUAUAUUAAAAUUAAUAUUGUAACUUUAGUAUACAAGUGAUUCGGACAAUUUUGCACGUUGAACCUUAUGUAGUGAGCUCAAUGGGCAUUUUUGUAUUUUGUAAAAAAAAACUAAAAAGCAAUGACAAUUGUGCCAAAUGAGCACCAGAUAAUAAAAAUCGUAAAAUCUUGUAUUUUGAAAAUUCAGGGAAUUAAGAAAUAUUAGAUUGUGAUGAUGCCUUUAUCAAAAAGUCAAACAAAGGCUGAAAGUUUUUGAAUCUAAUCUUUCUUUUUGUUUCAAAAUAUGACUGAAAGUCUAUUUUAAUGAAAUUAUUGAAUUUGGCUUUUUGGCCGCACUCUCUAAAUUCUUAAAACCAUUUUGAUAAUAUGAUGGAGAAAACAGGCGUUUUUGAACAUUUAAAGGCUCGAGCAGACCGGAUGCGUAUGCGUAACCACGCGCGUAGUCACGCGCGUAGUUACGGCGUAACCAUGAGUUGUAAUGUAUGGAAAUGUAUGAGACAGGCCACACCGCUUGCGUAACGACGCGCGUGUCUA